GUGUAUUUAUAAAUGUCCAUGGGUAUUUAUAAAUGUCAAUGGGUAUUUAUAAAUGUCCAUGGGUAUUUAUAAAUGUCAGUGGAGGAUGUGUGCUUUUCAGGAUGUGGUUUUGUUACAUUACAAGUGAUAGUCACAUGACUGUUACAUAACCUGCCACAUGGUCACAACAAUGGCUGAAGGCUCAAUAAGUGUGAAUGUUGGAGUGUUGUCUAGUGCCCUGGCUGUUGCAAUUCAGCAAGCAGCUAGCAGUGGACAGUCACAGUCACCUCAAGUCCCUGCCAAUCAAAGUCAGCACACUUCCAGUCAAAGCAGAGGUCCUUCAUCUGCACGGGUGAUUUUACCAUCUUAUCUAAAAAGGAAGAGAGGAAGUGAAGGAGGCUCAGGACAGAAGAAAUCGAAAUCCAAAGAAAGCACUCUGCAAGUGUGGGAUCGAGACAUUGUGUGCAUUCCAAAGAAAGAUGGUGAAUCCCCAAUAUCAUUUCCCCGUGGCAAGUCCCGUGCUAAACUAGCUUCUAAGGGUUUGAUGGGCAAAAUACGCCUUACUUCCUUAAUGACAGAAAAUGAGAUGGAGAUGGAGGUACGAUCUGUGUUUAGUCGCCAGAUGCGAAGCCGAGAGGACUUUCCCUUCGUCUUUCUUCAAUGCACUGGAGCUGGAUCAAAAUCACUCACUAUUCCCUCAAAAUCUGCAACUUUUAUGUGGACACCACAACAAGUUGCAAAGCUAGGAACUAACAAGAAUCCAAUUUAUAUCUUGGCCCAAGAUGAGCUUACAUUGCCAGAUGUUGAGGACUCAGAUUUGGAGUCAGGCGAUGAUUGGGAACAUGCAGGAAAGGAUGGCUCUCGCAAAUCUGAGGAAACACCUCCUACGUCUGUCUCAAACACCAGUAAGAAACCUCGUCCUCAGUCUAUCAAAAAAACACCUAAGGAAGAAAGUGCACACAGGUCUUACGAUGUUUACAGAAGCCUUAUCGAUUUGACACAAGAGUCUCCCGACGAUAUGUCAGGUAGCGGCACUGACGAUGAGCUUCCCAAAGUGGAGUUUUCUCUUGCACCUCAACGUGAUUUGGAAGAAAGGGGGUUCGCAAAACAAAUCCAAUUGUAUCCAAGCACGUAGUUCUCCAACAUCAGUUGAGAGUACUAACUGGUGCAGCUGAUGAGGAAGAUCGACAACGGAUAUGUGUACGCCGUAGUCACAUUGUACAAGAUGCAUUGUGUGCUUUCGCCAAACCUUCCUUUCACACCUCAAAGAUGUUGAAGGUGACCUUCAUUGGGGAGAUUUCAGUGGAUUAUGGAGGUCCCAGGCGAGAGCUGUUCAGUGUACUCAUGAGGGAGCUCUUUGACAAGAGUGGCCUUUUCACAGGCUGGCCUGAGAAUGCUGUACCAGUGCACAAUGUUCAUGCCUUAGCUGAAAAUAAGUUCUACAUCACUGGAAAGAUCGUUGCAACCAGCUUAGUACAAGGUGGGCCACCCCCAGUGUGCUUCAGCCGUGCUGUUGCAGACUAUAUUGUGUUUGACGAAGUGAGGAGUUCUCCAGACCUUCAAGAUAUACCUGACUUCGAAGUUCGGCAGAAUCUUGAGAAGAUGCUAACUAUUGUGAAUGUUGAGGAACUCAGGUCAUUCACUGAUGAGCACCUUGAGCUUCGCUUUGAGUGUGGCUACCAGAAACCAACCAGCUCGCUGCAGAUCUCAGAUAAGGAGGAGAUCCUGAAGACAGUGUGGCUCCAUUUUGUGUAUUUCCUCCCUCUUGCUGAGCUGCAACAGCUAAGGAAGGGAUUGAGGGAGACCCUCCAGCUGGAAAUUUUGAUGGUCCAAUACCCUGAUGACAUGCAUUCGUUCCUUGCCACCUCAAUUGCGUUUGAUGUUGAUGGUGGUGACCUCUUAGACUGGUUUGUGGCUAGCUACUCGGAAAGAGGAAGCAACAAAAGAAAGUCAGAGGAGGCUGUUUACCUCAUGUGGAGCAACUAUGUCAUGGAUUGCUCUGAUGGUGAUGAAUCAGGUGUGUCGAUUGGUGACAUUCUACAAUUUAUCUCUGGCUCUAGGAGGCUUCCAGCAGCUGGGUUUCCUUGUAUCCCUAGUGUCCACUUCACAAAUGAAAAGAUUCUCCCUAAGACUUCAACAUGUGACGUAAGCAUCACCUUUCCAAGAUCUUUUGACGAGCUGCCAUAUGAGAUGUUUAAGAAAAAAAUGGAUAUGAGCGUUUUGGAUUCUGCUGGUUUUGGUGGUGGUCCGUAGUUAGUAUAUAACAGUUCCAACUUUGACAUUUUAGCUGCUGUAUUACUUCAUUGUGUUCAUUCAUUCAUUCAUCAUCACAUUAUUCAUUCCUUUUUCAUUUAUUUAUUCAUUCUUUCAUUCAUUCUUAUCAUAAUUAUAAUAAUUGAAUAUUACAUCCAAAUA
Messenger RNA from Halichondria panicea, 2394 nucleotides. RefSeq names its product G2/M phase-specific E3 ubiquitin-protein ligase-like. The transcript is spliced from 7 exons. Gene Ontology annotation, molecular function: ubiquitin-protein transferase activity. Bases 1249 to 2232 code for a protein of 327 amino acids. NCBI's taxonomy places the organism in Eukaryota, Metazoa, Porifera, Demospongiae, Suberitida, Halichondriidae. The record is from RefSeq and is a predicted model, not a curated record. Gene Ontology annotation, biological process: protein polyubiquitination.